AUGGAGUCUAACAGCUGCCCGAGCUUCAGCCAGCAGCCAGGACUGUGUCAGCCCCUGGAAAGCCUGAGGGUCAGCAUUAACGGCUGCUCUUUUACUGUGGAUAAAACCAUUCUGUCUGAGAAAUGUGAGUACUUCAGAGCAUUAUUCCAGUCAGGAAUGAGAGAGUGCCAACAGGAAGAGAUUCAGCUGCAGUGUGUGGGGGUACUGGGCUUUCAGGUCAUGCUGCAGGUCCUGGGCGGGAAGCAUCCCAUGCUGAGCAGCGAUCAGAUUGUGGAAGCCAUUGAGUGUACAGCUUUCCUGCAGGUGCCCGCUCUUACCGAGCACUUGAUCAAUAUCGUAAAUUCUGAAAACUGUCUGCUCAUUUACCACACGGCUGCCACCUACGGUGUGGGAGAGCUCUCCUACAGUUCAGCCUUAUUCAUCAGAGAUAUGUACACUGAACUGAAGGAAGAAGUUCAGACCUUACCCAAGAAGAUGGUAGAGUACAUAGAGUCCUUUCUCCCAAGUAGCUACGUGGCAGUGUGCAGCCACUCUCCGUCCACUGAGCAGCUAAAGGAUCUCCAGAGGACUGUCUGUUACCUGGACGAAGACAACAGCGAGUGGAAGGUCCUGACUCAUCUACCUGUGAGCACGAGCACCACAAUGGCCGGUGUGGCAGUCCUGGACAACAAACUCUAUAUCAUCGGAGGAGUGCAUGAUAUAACCAAGACGGUAUUGGAGAAUGGUUUCUGUUACAAUCCUGCAGCAAACACAUGGUCCACCAUCUGUGGUUGCCAGCAACCACGCUACAACUUCACUCUGAUAGGUCAUGAGGGCUGUCUCUACGCUAUAGGUGGUGAGUUCAAAAUGAAGGCCAUGUCGUCUGUGGAGAGGUACAGGGUGUCGAAUGGAAGCUGGCGGUUUGUCGCCCCCCUCCCCUGCCCUGCAGCCUUGGUGGCGUCUGCUAUAGCCGUGAACAGAAUAUUUAUCUGCCUCUGGAAAGGAAAGGGGGCCACAGAUAUACUUGAGUACGCCUCUGAACGGGAUCAGUGGCUGCUGAUCACCACGCUCAUCCGUGAGCACAGUUAUGGUCUCUAUAUGGUGCCACAUAAAGAUAAUCUGUAUGUGAUGCGCAAUGGACCGUGUGAUGACUUCUUACUGUGUGUGAUGGACUGCUACAACCUGAGCUCCGGCCAGUGGACGGCCAUGUCUGGCCAGUAUGGGAAUAGCAAAGGCUCUCUGUUGACUGCUGUAGCCAGAGGAGAUUCUGUGUUCACACUCAGCCGGGAGGUGACCACAGAGUAUACUGUAGAGGAUUACAAAUGGAGAGUGAAGCGGGAGAUGAAGGGUUUUGGCAGGAUUGGAUCUAUAUAUACAUUUCUGAUGAGACUCAAUAAAGUCUGCAUCUCCCCCAUGGGGAACUCUGAUCAGGACCAAAAUAGCCUCUGAGAGCCUGUAGGACUACUUUGAACUUGGUUCAAAAGAAACACAUCCCACAUGUUUGAAACUAACCACCUGGUGUAUAUGGAAGAGGGGAAAAAAGGGAUAAGUAACUUUUCCUUUGUAAAUCUUUAUACAUCCUGCUAAACUAUACAUCUGCUUGACAUCUUGGUGGGAAUAUU
This is a messenger RNA of Pungitius pungitius (ninespine stickleback), 1601 nucleotides long. It is a transcript of the gene kbtbd13a, whose product is annotated as kelch repeat and BTB domain containing 13a. Bases 1 to 1428 code for a protein of 475 amino acids. Gene Ontology annotation, molecular function: protein binding. NCBI's taxonomy places the organism in Eukaryota, Metazoa, Chordata, Actinopteri, Perciformes, Gasterosteidae. The record is from RefSeq and is a predicted model, not a curated record. The transcript has a single exon.